Penicillium waksmanii is the source of this 1377-nucleotide messenger RNA. Its product is annotated as IQ calmodulin-binding motif protein. Gene Ontology annotation, molecular function: protein binding. Lineage: Eukaryota; Fungi; Ascomycota; Eurotiomycetes; Eurotiales; Aspergillaceae. The record is from RefSeq and is a predicted model, not a curated record. The coding region runs from base 1 to 1377 and encodes 458 amino acids. The transcript has 5 exons.
AUGAUGCGCUCUCGAGAACCACCGCCAGCAACACAGCAAACACCAGGGAAUGACGUCACGAGUCACCAAGAAGUCCAGGCCGCGGGCACCAUCCAGCGCGUGUAUCGGGGUUAUCGAACUCGACGGGAAUUGCAGGGCAACAAUCUCACUGCUGCCAGUCGGUGGAUGGAGAAAACCCACCAACCAUCCAUCCAAUAUCCCGAGAAUUCAGCACCCACUGAAUGUGACUCCGCUCCAAGUCCGGCGCGCAAAAACUGGCAACGAGCGGUCAGCGUAGCCAUCCAAGCUGGGGCUACCGGUGACUGUACACCAUCGGCUCCACUGAGGAGAAAUGAUAACUCAAGCCACCGGGAGGGAAAGCGGGAACUGACAAAAAUAAUGGACCUGCCAUAUUUCCUCGAAAUGGUCGAUGGGAAACACAGGCAUGGGAGCCACCUUCGUGCUUAUCAUGCAGUCUGGAAGGAUUCCCCUUCGAGCGAGAACUUCUUCUACUGGCUUGAUCAUGGCGAGGGGAAAGACGUGGAAGUUCCACGAUGCUCCAGGGAAAAGCUUGAGAGAGACCAAGUCCGCUAUUUAUCCGCGGAGGAGAGACUGAAGUAUCUGGUCAAGGUGGAUGAUGCCGGAAUGUUCCGCUGGGCGAAGAAUGAUGAACUUGUUCAAACGAAUAGCAAGAGAUUCAAGGAUAGUAUUCAAGGGGUUGUUCAUGUACAAGACGGUGCCAUGCCAUAUAAAGGAAACAUAGAGACAUCGAGUCCACAUUCCCCUUCGCCAUCCUCAUCCCCAUCCCCACCAGCAACUUCUUCAUCAAGUCCUGCUGGGGAUAAGGAAAACGACGACCCACGACUAUCGACACGCGAGGACUAUGAGCUGAACAAAGCGGUCAGCAAAUUCUCUCGCAUUAAGCCCACUGUCAUAUAUGAUCACUUUGCUGGGAGCUUUUCGACAAAAGACGACAUGUGGAUAUUUGUUGCCGAUACAUCAUUCCGAAUCUACAUCGGCAUCAAAGAGCCUGGUGCCUUCCAACACUCCUCCUUUCUCCGCGGUGGACGGAUUUCGGCAGCUGGGAUGCUCAGAAUCAAGAAUGGUCAGCUACGCAGUCUGGCCCCACUAAGCGGACACUAUCGCCCUCACUUAGCCAACUUCCGAGCCUUCCAUCACUCCCUCCAAGAACGAGGUGUCGAUCUAUCCCGUGUCUCCAUUAGCAAAUCCUACGCGAUCUUAGCAGGAAUUGAGGGAUACACCAUUACGAAGAAGAAACUCCACAACGCUCAUGAAAAGCUAGAUACUGCCAAAGACAAUGCCAAAUAUAAUGUCAAAGACAAACUCCAAAAACUUCAUCUUUCCGACCCACAGGAUUCAAAGGAAAGUGGGGAGUGA